UUAAUUCAAUUCUUCUGAGAUCACUAGUUUUAAUUAAUGGCGUCCCUUGCUUCCCGCUUGCAGCACUCUGUCACUCCCAAUGCCCUCAGAUCCUAUCUCGCUGAGUUUCUCUCCACUUUCUUUUUCGUCUUUGCCGCUGCAGGCGCUGCCAUGUCCACCAGGAAAAUGGUGCCUGAUGCGACAUCAGAUCCAUCUAGCCUAGUGGCAAUUGCAGUUGCAAAUGCAUUUGCUUUGUCCGUCGCUGUGUAUAUAUCAGCCAAUAUCUCUGGAGGACACGUGAAUCCCGCUGUCACGUUUGGAAUGGCUGUAGGAGGCCAUAUAAGUAUUCCCAUGUCUAUAUUCUACUGGAUUUCUCAAAUGAUUGGUUCUGUCACCGCUUGCCUUCUUCUCAAAUUCACUAAUCAGCAAGUUCCAACACAUGGAAUUCCACAAGAGAUGACUGGUUUUGGAGCAGCAGUACUCGAAGGCGUGAUGACAUUUGGUCUAGUGUACACAGUUUAUGCAGCUGCUGAUCCUAGGAGGUGCGUCCACGCAGCAAUUGGGCCGUUGGCAAUUGGCCUGAUGCUGGGAGCAAACGUCAUGGCUUCAGGGCCAUUUACUGGGGGAUCAAUGAACCCUGCUUACUCAUUUGGCUCUGCUGUUGUUAAAGGGAGCUUCAGGAAUCAAGCAGUGUACUGGAUUGGACCUUUCAUUGGUGCAGCUAUAGCAGGACUUGUGUAUGAUAAUGUGGUCUUCCCUUUACAAGUGACUGAGUCUUUGAGGGGAAUAGGUGGUGGAAUUGUUACUGUUUAAGUGCU
This is a messenger RNA of Solanum stenotomum, 797 nucleotides long. Its product is annotated as probable aquaporin TIP5-1. Lineage: Eukaryota; Viridiplantae; Streptophyta; Magnoliopsida; Solanales; Solanaceae. The transcript is spliced from 3 exons. Gene Ontology annotation, cellular component: membrane. Bases 37 to 792 code for a protein of 251 amino acids. Gene Ontology annotation, molecular function: water channel activity. Gene Ontology annotation, biological process: water transport; transmembrane transport. The record is from RefSeq and is a predicted model, not a curated record.